CUCUCUCUCUCUCUCUCUCUCUCUCUCUCUCUCUCUCUCUCUCUCUCUCUUUUUCUUUCUCUCUCUCUCUCUGCAGGGACCAGCGCUCCACACCCACCCCUCCAUCCUCCAUCCUUCAUCCGCCUACGUCUGAACAGACCUCACACCCUACAGCCCACCAUCGAGCCCCAGCCCCGGCGGACGGACGCGGCGGUGACGAUGAUUCAGAUGAUUAGCUCUUCCUCAUGAGCUCAGCGCUGUCAGGGUGACGAAAGUGGCACAUUGAAAAGCUGAUGACCAUGAACUUCAUGCCCCUUUUGUCGCUCUCCCUGGUCCUGCAAAGCGCAAAAGAUGUAGUAGCAGGGCAGUGCUGGCAAGGGGCUACAUACUCUGAGACGGUGGUGUCUCCCGAGCUGAGGAGCAGCAGCAUCCUGCGGGUCCCAGAAGUGCUCUCUCUGACCCAGUGUGCAGCGGCCUGCUGUGAUCUUCCAGGCUGUGACCUGGCCUGGUUCUUUGAGAGACGUUGCUAUGUUCUCAGUUGCCAGCAUAAAGAGAACUGCCAGCCAAAAAAGCGUCCCGGCACAGACUCCCUGUUGGCUUUUCUGCAGCGCGGUCCUCCUCAGACACUGGUACUACAGUCCCUGGUACGAGGCGAGCCAUACCCCAGCCACUGGCGUCCGCUGCCCAGACACAGAGGCCCGGAGGACCCUUUAAAGGACUUGGCUUUGUUAGGGGGCAUUCCAGAUUUGGAUAACUCUCCAGUGGACUACCCUGACAGCUACAGAACUUCGGAGGAUGGGGGAAGAGGAGAUGACCUCAGCGAGGAGAAAACCAGCUCAAAGGUAGAGCACAGAGAAAGCCCUGGACUGCCUGAUUGGCCUGCGCUUCAAGAAAGUGAUGGGUUUAAUGUUUCUGAGACAGAGGGAGGUAGACGAAAACCCUCACAGCCGGAUGCUGCCGAGGGCAGCCGAGUUGCACCCAGCUCACCUUCAACAGUGACGGAUGGAAGGACAACAUCUAACAGUCCACCACUGCCUUCACUGAGGCCUUCAGAAUCCCCUCUGCCCACCAUACUGGAGGAUGAAGACCAGUUUAACAUCUCCUUCACAAGCAUGGAACCAACAGCCAUACUGCAGCUUUUUAGCACAGAUCCAUCCAUGUUAGGGAGUCUCCCAGUCAGCAGCUCUCUUCCCUCUCAGCCUGAUAUGGACACCACACCUCAGGCCACAUCUUCACAGCCAGCACAAACCCUGGAUGUGUUUAUCAGAAGCACUGGUGAAGUGACGCUACCCGAGAAUACAAUAGAACUAACUGCCUCAGUCAGUCCAGAGACUGAAACAGAGAUCCCUUACACAUACGAAUGGAGUUUGGUCAGCUCUCCCAGUGAACAGCAGGCAGAGAUGGAGGGAAAACACAACAGGACUGUGAAAAUAUCUGAUCUGUCUGCAGGCGUAUAUGUUGUCAGAGUAAGUGUGAAAGGGAAGGAGGCCUAUGGGGAAAGUGUUGGAAACUUCACAGUGUACCCAGAAGAGAGGCGGAAUAUUCCCCCCAAAUCAGUUGCUCUGCCUAAACACCAGGAUGUGUCUCUCUCAGAUGGAUCCAUCAUCUUCAUUAAUGGGAGUCAGAGCUCAGAUGAUACAGGUGUAGUGGGUUACCUGUGGGAGCAGGUAGAUGGACCUCUGUGGAAAAGUGAAGCCCCUAUGGAUAUGCCUGUACUCCGCCUGCAGAACAUCACUGCUGGAGAAUACACCUUCAGGCUGACGGUGACUGAUCCUGAAGGGCUGACGGACUCCAGCACUGCCACACUGACAGUCAGCAGUCCAAAAGACAACCCUCCGGUGGCCAGAGCAGGCAGUGACCAGGUCAUCACUCUGCCCCUGAAUCACCUCACUCUGUGGGCCAAUCAGAGCACAGAUGACCUUGCCAUCACUGGCUACCUGUGGAGCCUUCAGUCCAGCAGCUCAGCUAAAGCAGCAACCAUGCGGGGAAUAAGAUCUCUGGCUCUGCAGCUGUCUGAACUUCAGGAGGGUCAGUACACUUUCCUGCUCACCGUCACUGACUCCAGUAGCCAGCAGGACUCGGACACUGUUGUAGUCACUGUGCUUCCUGAGAACAGAGCUCCAGUAGCUGUAGCAGGACCAGACAGACAGCUGCUCCUUCCAACCAGCAGCGUCAUGCUAAACGGCACUGACAGCUCUGAUGACCAGGCCAUCACAAACUACCAGUGGGAAAUUCUCAGUGGUCCUCCUGGCUCUAAGAUAAAAGAUGCUGACAAGGCUGUUGCCAUGGUGACGGGGCUCCGGGCUGGGAGUCACAAGAUUAAGCUGACUGUUCAGGACCAGCAGGGGGAGGCAGACAGCGCUGUGAUCACUGUUACAGUCACAGAGGCUAAAAGCCUGCCUCUGAUUGCUCACGCCAGUGGCAGCCACACACUCACCUUACCCAACAACUCGCUAGUGCUGAGGGGCUCUGCAUCGAACUGCGGCUCCGUCAACGUGUCCUAUCUGUGGGUCAGAGAUGAGCAGAGUCCAGCUGCAGGGGAUGUUCUUUAUGGAUCAGAUCAUGAGGCCUUCCUCUACCUGGCCAACCUGGUUGAGGGCACUUACCUGUUCCGACUGCGGGUUGCUGAUUCUCAGGGCCGCUCCAGCUCCGCAACAGCCACUGUGGAAGUGCGUCCUGACCUGCGUGAGCGGGAGGAGGUGGAGUUAGAGCUGCAGGUGGCCGUAGCUCAGGUCAGUCAGCAGCAGAAGGACACGGUGGUGAGGCAGCUGGCUGCUCUGCUGCAUGUGAUGGACACUGACAUCGCUCUGAAAGGUCUGCAUGGCCAGUCUGAUAUCAGCACAGUGUUCAGAUUCUCGGUUCAGGGUCCUGACGGGACGAUUCCUGGCCCAAAACUGGCUCGUAUUUUGCGGUUUCAGUUACUGAAGGAGAAAACGGACUUCCUGCUCUUUAAGGUCCUCAGAGUGGACACAGUCAUGUGUUUGCUGCUGUGUUCUGGGCGUGGUCAGUGUGACCCCGUCUCGAGAAGCUGUUCGUGUGAUCCACUGUGGAUGGAGAACCCCUUUCGCCGCUUCCUCGAUGACAACGAGAGCAACUGUGACUGGAGUGUACUGUAUGUCACAAUCUGCUGUCUAGUGGUGGUCAUUUUUCUUGUGUCUACAAGCUGGGCCUGGUGUAAAAGAGGGAGACGCACAAAAGUAAGGAAAAAAACGAAGUACACAAUACUGGACAACAUGGAUGAACAGGAGAGAAUGGAACUGCGGCCAAAAUACAACAUCAAACACAGGAGCACCAAGCACAACUCCAGCCUGAUGAUGUCCGAGUCAGAGUUUGACAGCGAGCAGGACACUGUGUUCAGUUAUGAGAGGACGGACAGAGCCAGGAACCGAGUGAAUGGAGCCAUUACCAACGGAGAUGCCUACAGCCUGCGCCCUGUUGAAGGCUGAGACUCGUUUUCUUGUUUCUCAAUAACUAUACACUGUUCAGUUAAAGAGUCAGGGCAGGGAAUCGAGCGUUUACAGAGACUGGCUGAAUGUAUCGACUGAUCAGAGGUUUUUAAAAGGAUUACACAGAAUUCUGAAUGUAAAUAGUUUUGUUUAUUAUGCACUUCCUACUGUUAGUGGCUGCUAUUUUACUCGUGGUUUUAUCUUUGCCUAUUAAUAAUCAGAAACAGCUAGUGGGAAAACACCAAAAACUUCAUAUGAAUUCUUUUCAGGUAUUUAAACGCAUGUUUUGGCUUUUAAAAGCAUCCCACUGCUGAGUGACAUCUGCUCUUUGACACUAAUUGCCCUCAGUUUAAGAAAUAUGACAAUCUGCCAUUUGAUUAGUAAGUAAACUCCCUCUCCUUCAGUUUUAUUUUCUGAUUGUACUGAAAGGAAACAUCCUUUAAUGUUAAUGCCAAUGCCAAUGUUGUGACACCAAAUGUUUAAAUGAAGCUACAUUUACAAUUGUUUAUCAAUUAAAAGUGUGAAAACAUUA
This is a messenger RNA of Astyanax mexicanus (Mexican tetra), 3957 nucleotides long. Its product is annotated as KIAA0319 ortholog. The record is from RefSeq and is a predicted model, not a curated record. Lineage: Eukaryota; Metazoa; Chordata; Actinopteri; Characiformes; Acestrorhamphidae. Gene Ontology annotation, cellular component: plasma membrane; cytoplasmic vesicle. Bases 273 to 3425 code for a protein of 1050 amino acids. The transcript is spliced from 22 exons.